AUGGCGCGAGGAGACGCCCCACAGGACAGCUACCACCUGGUCGGGAUCAGCUUCUUUAUCCUGGGGCUGGGCACUCUCCUUCCCUGGAACUUCUUCAUUACGGCCAUCCCGUACUUCCAGGGGCGGCUGGCAGGGGCCAACAACACCGCUGGGACCCUGGGCACCAACCACACAGGCCCUGCAGACACUUUCAACUUCAACAACUGGGUGACGCUGCUGUCCCAGCUGCCCCUGCUGCUCUUCACUCUCCUCAACUCCUUCCUGUACCAGUGCAUCCCUGAGACGGUGCGGAUUCUGGGCAGCCUGCUGGCCAUCCUGCUGCUUUUUGCCCUGACGGCAGUGUUGGUCAAGGUGGACAUGAGCCCUGGGCCCUUCUUCUCCAUCACCAUGGCCUCUGUCUGGUUCAUCAACUCCUUCUGUGCAGUUCUGCAGGGCAGCCUCUUCGGGCAGCUGGGCACCAUGCCUUCCACCUACAGCACCCUCUUCCUCAGCGGCCAGGGCCUGGCUGGGAUCUUCGCUGCUCUUGCCAUGCUCAUGGCUAUGGCCAGUGGCGUGGAUGCCCAGACCUCCGCCCUGGGGUACUUCGUCACACCCUGCGUGGGCAUCUUCACGUCUAUUGUGUGUUACCUGAGCCUGCCCCACCUGGAGUUUGCACGCUACUACCUAGCCAAGAAACCAUUGCAGGCGCAGGGUCAGGAGCUGGAGACCAAAGCUGAGCUCCUCCAGUCUGAUGAGAAGAACAGUAUUCCCAACAGCCCCCAGAAGGUAGCCCUGACUCUGGACCUUGACGCUGAGAAGGAGCCAGAGCUGGAGCCAGAGGAGAUCCAGAAGCCAGGAAAACCUUCAGUUUUCAUUGUCUUCCAAAAGAUCUGGCUGACGGCGCUGUGCCUUGUGUUGGUCUUCGCAGUCACCCUGUCUGUCUUCCCCGCUAUCACAGCCAUGGUGACCAGCUCCACCAGUCCUGGGAAGUGGAGUCAGUUCUUCAACCCUAUCUGCUGCUUCCUGCUCUUUAACAUCAUGGACUGGGUGGGGCGGAGUCUGACCUCUUACUUCCUAUGGCCGGAUGAGGACAGCCGGCUGCUGCCCCUGCUCGUCUGCCUGCGCGUCCUAUUCGUGCCUCUCUUCAUGCUGUGCCACGUGCCCGAGAGGUCCCGGCUGCCCGUCCUCUUCCCGCAGGAUGCCUACUUCAUCACUUUCAUGCUGCUCUUCGCGGUGUCCAACGGUUACCUGAUGUCCCUUACCAUGUGCCUGGCACCCAGGCAGGUGCUGCCACAUGAGAGGGAGGUGGCCGGCACCCUGAUGACCUUCUUCCUGGCCCUGGGGCUCUCCUGUGGAGCCGCCCUCUCCUUCCUCUUCAAGGCGUUGCUCUGA
This is a messenger RNA of Puma concolor (puma), 1371 nucleotides long. RefSeq names its product solute carrier family 29 member 2 (gene SLC29A2). Gene Ontology annotation, cellular component: basolateral plasma membrane; plasma membrane. Gene Ontology annotation, biological process: thymine transport; hypoxanthine transport; guanine transport. Gene Ontology annotation, molecular function: nucleoside transmembrane transporter activity. NCBI's taxonomy places the organism in Eukaryota, Metazoa, Chordata, Mammalia, Carnivora, Felidae. The record is from RefSeq and is a predicted model, not a curated record.